This is a messenger RNA of Zerene cesonia (dogface butterfly), 2439 nucleotides long. RefSeq names its product transmembrane protease serine 12. The transcript is spliced from 13 exons. Lineage: Eukaryota; Metazoa; Arthropoda; Insecta; Lepidoptera; Pieridae. Gene Ontology annotation, biological process: proteolysis. The coding region runs from base 259 to 1686 and encodes 475 amino acids. The record is from RefSeq and is a predicted model, not a curated record. Gene Ontology annotation, molecular function: serine-type endopeptidase activity.
CUCACGCGCAGUUUAGUUUGGUUAUAGUUACGAGAGAGCUGCGUCUGAUGUCACUGAUAUCCAAGUCUGAUUUAUUAAAAAUUUCGUGUGUUUAUGAAAUAAACUCGUGAUCAAUCAAGGUCUCUCCAGAUAAGCUUUUAAUGAUGGACAAUAUUAGAAGACAUAAAUUGUUACACUAAGAAAUAUUCAUGUGGACAAUCAUAGAGCAUUUAUGAUGCCAGUUCCUGGGGAAUACUUUCGAAACUGGGUCGUGCAAAAAUGACGCAGUUUUACCGUUUAUCAUUAAUUUUGUUCAUAAUAGACCUAGAAAUGUUUCAAGGACACACCACUAACCAGUCGGAGUUCAGUGGCAUAGAAGAAUAUAAGAAUAAGCGAAUCAAUUUAUAUGGUGAUAAAAAGACACCCUCAUAUUCCGAAUGGGAAAGGUGGAGUGCAUGCCAAGACGGUCGUAAAACUAGGCGGCGACAUUGCUUACGUCGGCAAGUGUGCGGGGACUCCUUGCGAAUUGAAGUAGCUCGUUGCAGUGCGACUAAACGGCGGGAGCAGAGCACAGACUCUGAAGGACAUCGUUAUAAUUAUAUACCGAUAAAUUUGGUGGGUCUGAAGCAAUUAGAUGACAGUGACGUACAGAAAAGAUUUACAGGAUUUUCACCGUGGAGCAGUUGGACUACUUGUUCAAAAAAAUGUAUGACUGUUAGAAAAAGGCACUGCCAAAAAUGGACAAUUUGUGGCCGAAAAGUCAUAAAGCAAUCAGCUUAUUGCUAUCUCGAAGGUAGCUACUGCCACCUCUGGAUUCGAGGUAAAAUGCACCGAAAGGACCAAGGGUAUACCGUAGUGGAAUCGUUACCGGCUCCAGUUCCCGCUUUACAUCCAGAAGAUUCUAGGUCUUCUUCUACAAGUGUGCUGCUGUGUGGAAGACUAGGGAGGUACCGUGGUCCCGGGGGAAGACUACGAUCUCGAAUGCAAGACAUGGUCCGUAUCAUUGGCGGUAGGCCAGCACCGCCUGGUAAAUGGAUUUGGCAAGUCGCUGUUCUCAAUCGCUAUAAGGAAGCGUUCUGCGGUGGAACAUUAAUAUCGCUUCGAUGGGUCGUAACCGCGGCGCACUGUGUCAGGAAACGCCUUUACGUGCGGUUGGGUGAACAUGACCUGCUAAUCCGGAGCUAUGGCGAAGUUGAGAUGAGGGUCACCGAAGCUGUCAUUCAUCCGCAGUACGAUCCCGAUACGGUCGUCAAUGACGUUGCCAUGUUGCGGCUUCCUGCACCAGCGAGGCCGGAUUUAGGCCACGGAAUAGCAUGUCUGCCUAAUCCUCACCAAAUUCUGGCUCCCCACACAUCUUGUGUAAUUUUGGGGUGGGGAAAAAGACGACCAAGUGACGUCCAUGGUACAAGGAUCCUUCAUGAAGCACAGGUAUCUACUAUACAGCAAGGCGUCUGCCGUCGCUCCUAUUGGCAGUACGCCAUAACAGAUAAUAUGGUGUGUGCAGGACGCGGCCGACGCGACUCAUGCGCAGGCGAUUCCGGAGGCCCUCUACUGUGUAGAGAUCGAUCAAUGCGUUAUUAUUUACAGGGAAUAACCAGCUUUGGCGAUGGGUGUGGCAAGCGUGGAAAAUAUGGCAUCUACACAAGAACGGCAGGCUACGUCCCGUGGAUGCGUGCUAUUAUGAACAACAAAUACUUCGAUGAUUAACAAAUAAUUUCUGGAAAUUUAAGGCAGGCCCAGUCUUGCUUUAUGACAAAGAUUUGAAGGAAAUCUGGUCUCCAUUGCAUGCAUGUUAGACAAUGUAUCAUGCACUAUUAUAGUCCAGUCUAGCAUAAUAGUGCAGUUAAAUUCGAAUAAUUAGGAGGUCGAUUUAUACAUAUACCUAAUGUAUUAGAUAUCUCUCAUUUCUAUAGAGUUAGAAUUUGAGGCUAUGAUAACAUUAAUCGUAUAAUUGGUUUUUAGGCAAUUUAAUUUUUACGAAACAAAUUUAUUCUAACAUCCCAAAUUUUGAUAAUACCUUGUACUCAUUGGAGGAUAGCUAUCACCUAUAAAGAAAUUUAUAUAUUUAAAUUGGCAAAAAAUAUAAAUAUAAAAGUCGUAUCUCUAUGAGUUUUGGGCGUCAGUCGGUUUCACACGGACUCCAGAGCAUUUUUUGAUUUGCUUUCUUUACUACGAACACAAAUAAUGUUAUUCGCUUUUAAGUAUUACGAAAUAGUCACUUGCAUUCUGAUAUUAAUACGCUACUAAGAUUAUUUGAAAUAAGGAUUGACUCUCUAAUUAUUAUUGUUAUAUGUACAGUAUUAUAUAAUUAUAUAACUUGCCCACAUUCCAAGGAAUUUUUCGUUGGCAGAGAAAUCAUGGUUGUAAUGUUUUCGAUCAUUUUUAAUUCAAUCUAAUUUAGGCAAAUUUGCUAUCGGCUGAAAAUGUAUAAAAUAUUCAAUAAAUUUAUAAUAAAGUUUU